Messenger RNA from Ochotona curzoniae (black-lipped pika), 453 nucleotides. RefSeq names its product interferon alpha-inducible protein 27-like protein 2A. Lineage: Eukaryota; Metazoa; Chordata; Mammalia; Lagomorpha; Ochotonidae. Gene Ontology annotation, biological process: apoptotic signaling pathway. The annotation marks the transcript as partial. The transcript is spliced from 3 exons. The record is from RefSeq and is a predicted model, not a curated record. Gene Ontology annotation, cellular component: mitochondrion; membrane.
UGCCUUGUAGCUGUUUCAGUGGCAGCCACGCCCGUGGUCCUGGGCGCUUUGGGCUUCACCGCGGGGGGCAUCGCUGCCUCCUCCAUCGCUUCCAGCAUGAUGUCUGCCGCGGCCGUGGCCAAUGGAGGUGGAGUGGCUGCGGGCAGCCUGGUGGCCACGCUGCAGUCCGUGGGUGCUGCGGGACUCGCCGCAUCAACCAAUGCCAUCCUGGGAACAGCUGGGGCGGGUGUGGGUGCCUUGGUAGCUCGCCUAGGAAGAGGAGACAUUCUCCCUGCAGUGAAGCGCAUUGCUGAAGAGGAUCUCCUGGCAAACCCUCACCCUAACACAUUCCUGGAGAUGAAAUAUGAAUAUAGUCAUAUGCAAACAUGGCUCCUGUCUUCAUUUCCCAUUUGGCAUGUCUGCAUCGUCCACACUCUGGUGGGCUCAGCUCCUACUGAGAACAAAGCCACGUGA